CUAUUCCUACGCAUGCUCAAGCAGCGAUGAGUUUCAUCUUAAACUUUUGGCUUUGCUGUCGCUGAAGCCUGUUGUUGAACGGUGUGAGAUCUUUCGAGUGUUCAUGAUCGAUUUACCGUCUUAACUCCGCUCGUCCGAUGUCACCAUGGCUUGCAAGUCGAGCGCGGGGCUGAAGGGUCUACGUCCGGAAGAAACGAUCAAACGGACGAUUUGACUAACUUCCACAGUAAAAACACUACGUAGGUACACUAGAGCACUCCGUUAUGCUUAAGUCCAGUAUUGUAGCUCCUUCCUAUUGGACAUAUACCUUUCGCACUGGAGAUCGAGAGCAAGCAGAUCGACCUUCUUGCAACAUGCCGCGAACUCGGUGUCGCAGUUGUAGCCUACGCGCCACUCUGCCGUGGUAUUCUCAGCGGAGCCCUCAGGUCCCCUGAUGACUUCGCCAAGGACGACUACCGCAGCCAGAUGCCUCGCUUCAGCCCUGAGAACUUCCCUAAGAACUUGAAGCUUGUUGGUCAGAUCACUGAGCUGGCGAAGAAGAAGGGUGUCGUGGCCAGCCAAUUGACGCUGAGUUGGUUGAUGGCCCAGGGUGACGACAUCUUCCCUAUUCCAGGCACAACCAAGGUCAACAGGCUCAAGGAGAACCUGGGGUCUUUGGAUGUCAAUUUGAGCAAGGACGAGGAGCAGCAGAUCAGGAAGGCUUGUGAAGAGGCAGACGUCAGCGGUGAGCGUUAUGUUCCUCAACUCAUGGCUCAGUGCUAUGCAGACACUCCAGCUCUGAAGUAAGCAAGGACCAAGAUCUGUGGACUAGACUGUAUAGUUCUGUCAGCGUAGUAUAGACAGCCAAAGCAGUAUCCUACUCUUCCAAUCAAUAGCAAUACGUCC
This is a messenger RNA of Macroventuria anomochaeta, 885 nucleotides long. Its product is annotated as Aldo/keto reductase. NCBI's taxonomy places the organism in Eukaryota, Fungi, Ascomycota, Dothideomycetes, Pleosporales, Didymellaceae. The transcript has a single exon. Bases 466 to 786 code for a protein of 106 amino acids. Gene Ontology annotation, cellular component: cytoplasm. The record is from RefSeq and is a predicted model, not a curated record.